Molecule: messenger RNA, 2911 nt
Organism: Schistocerca gregaria
Lineage: Eukaryota; Metazoa; Arthropoda; Insecta; Orthoptera; Acrididae
Product: inactive pancreatic lipase-related protein 1-like
Exons: 7
Coding region: 39-1046 (335 amino acids)
Biological process (GO): lipid metabolic process
Molecular function (GO): lipase activity
Source: RefSeq, a predicted model, not a curated record
ACCAGUUCAUCACUCACAGCGGGCUGUGUGGGGGCACAAUGUGGACCUUCUGCUCUUUCGCUUUUGUACUGGCCUUUGUCGCAAUUACGGAGGCACAGUGGUGGUUACCGUCAGGGCUGUUUGGUAGAUUAUUUGAAAACUGUUUGAGUCCGCCCAUGGAAUGUCCCAACGAGAAUAUAAAAUUUUUCUUGUACACGAGAGAAACACAAGAUUCGCCUCACUUACUUGAUGUAAAUGAUCCAUCCUCAUUUAAGUCUGCUGGAUUUGUGAAAGGAAAGCCUCUCAAGGUUCUCAUACAUGGAUACACUGGCCAUCGUGACUUUUCUCCAAAUACAGAAAUACGUCCGGCAUACCUGCAGAAUGGGGAAUACAACGUAAUAUCAGUUGAUUACGGCCCUCUCGCACAAGAGCCAUGCUACAUACAAGCUGCUUACAAUACGCCGUUGGUUGGGAAGUGUACAGCCCAGUUACUUGAUAAACUCAUCGAUGACGGUGUAGUACCGCUGUCAGAUGUACACGUCAUUGGCUUCAGUUUAGGAGCACAAGUGGCCGGGCAAGUUGGACAAUACUUGAAAUCAGGAAAACUCCCUCGUCUUACAGGUCUUGACCCAGCAAUGCCAUUAUUUGCAACUCCUUGGAAAUCCAAUAAGCUGGAUUCCACAGACGCUGUCUUUGUUGACGUUAUCCACACGAAUGCAGGCUCUAAAGGAAAGAUUGAUGCAAGUGGCGAUGUGGACUUUUAUACGAACGGUGGAUUCCAGCAACCAGGAUGUGACGCACCAGGAAUUCCUAGUUCAGAUAGCUGCGCUCAUGCUAGAGCACCGGAAUAUUUUGCAGAAUCAAUAUCAUCUGAUGAGGGGUUUUGGGGAACUCCUUGUGACAGCUGGACACAAUACCUUUUAAAUCUUUGUGAUGAUUCAGGGCCAAAAAUAGAAAUGGGAGAACAUGUGCCUCUGAAUGCAUCAGGCAGCUAUUUUCUCUUCACUAAUAUACAACCACCAUAUGCCAGAGGAACCACUGGAGCUUUCAACAUUUCAAUAAACUGAAUCAAAUGUGUGACAGUUUUCAAGAGCCUAAGGCAUCCAUGACAUGAAAAUCGAGUGUGAGAAAAUAACAAACGUUACUUGAAACAAGAUUUAAGUGACUUCAAGCAUAUGAAUCAUUCAGUGUCCUACUGACAGUGCAUAUAGCAUAAAUGACAAAUAAUGCCUGAAUUCCUUGACGAAACUCUUAAGUUAUGCAUUUAUGUGACUAUAUAAGUUUUCUUUUAUUGUUUCAGUUCUACAAAAGACCUUAUCAUUUCCCACUUUUGGUCUAUACAUUGUAUGAACCUCAACCUAGACUAUUCACAGUUAUAUAACAAAUCACUUCACCCUAACUGUAAAAUGUUUUACCAAAUGCAGUUACUGUUAUGAUCUUAAGCAUAAGGGGCAUACUUAGAAAUAAUAUGACAAAAUUUUACUUCUGUCUACAAAAUUGCUAUUGAUGUAACACACAUUUCACUGGUGGUGUUAUAUAUUUCCUUAUGCUGUUGAUUAAUUUAAUCAAGACUAAUAGACAAUAAUUUAAUAUGAUCUAUGUAUGGAGGAAAUACUCAUAAACUUGUUUCAUGUUUUGGUGUAAGGAACCCUUCAGCAAAGUUAGUAAAAAUAUUUUGAAAGACCCUGCGUAUGUGUACAGGGUGUCCCACCUAAGAGUCAUUAGGCACAUAUUUCAUCAUAUUUUGGCAGAUACUUACAAUUUGGUUUUUGGAAUGUGUAGCUUGAGUCAGUACAGACAAAUACUUUUCAUCCUGUCUUUCAUUCUAUCCCCAGCAUUGAUGAAAAUCCUUGGUUUUUUCCGUUACAAAAAAAUGAUUUUUAAAAACACAAUUUUACAUGCCAGUUUGAUAGAGCAGUCUAAAAUUAGUCUAAUUUGACAUUUGUUUUAUCAGUAUGUAUUAAAAGGGGCAGUAAAACAGGAAUAAUAGCCAGUACUCCAGCAGUGACAGCAUUGCCCAGGGCCACACUGAGUGCUACCACCAUGAAGCAGUGCUGCUCAGUCACUGGUGAAGUACUAAUUUUUCUUUGUGUUUAACUGUCCUUGUUAGUAUGUACACCAAAGUGAACAUUACACUAGAUUAACAUGUGAUAGCUCUGUUGCAUGCAUAUGUAAAAUGUUGUGUUAAAAUCAGUUUGUUUGUUAUAGGAAACAAAGUGACACUUUCUGUCAACACUGACCAUCAUAUCAAAGAGGCACUGAGCAGUAUUUGUUUGGACAGACUUGUCUACACAUUUCAAAAAUGAAAUUGCAAAUAUCUGCUGAAACACCACAGAAAAUUCACCUGACUACUAGGAAGGACACUCACUAUAUAUUUGCAUGUAUGGACACGUGUGUGUGUGUUUGUGUGUGUGUGUGUGUGUGUGUGUGUGUGUGUGUGUGUGUGUGUGUGUGUGUGUGUGUUGGUCACAGGAGGAAUGGUCAACAUUCAGGAAUAUGACAGGAAUAAUCAUUUGAAGCAAAAAAUGCUAGUAAAUGUAGUUUCUAAAAUGAAUAUGAGUAUGAGCUAUGGGCACUUCUUCAUCUUCAAUACAGCAAACUAAAUCUCUUAUACUGCAAGUUCAUUGUCUUCCAUAUUUUGGGUGGAGCUAUUAUGGACAAAAACAAGUAAACAUGCCCUCUAAAAUGCAUAUGUUAAGAGCUCUGAGCACUUGUUCAGUAUGAGAGUUGUGUUUCACAGUAGAAAAAAUGAGCAAAUUAUCAUAGUUCUUAAGGUAAGCAUUUAAGAGCCCAUGUUCACUGGAAUUUUUUCCUUAUUUUGGACCAUACUAUCACCUCUCAGAAAAUGGAAAGCAAAGAGCUUUGAACAGAAGAGAUUUGUUUCACACUGUCAAAGAAGAAGAAGUCCUUGGAAAUGGCGAUUUUCAGAAAA